Molecule: messenger RNA, 646 nt
Organism: Acanthopagrus latus (yellowfin seabream)
Lineage: Eukaryota; Metazoa; Chordata; Actinopteri; Spariformes; Sparidae
Gene: rpa3
Product: replication protein A3
Exons: 4
Coding region: 83-451 (122 amino acids)
Biological process (GO): mismatch repair; DNA replication; base-excision repair
Cellular component (GO): DNA replication factor A complex; site of double-strand break; nucleus
Molecular function (GO): damaged DNA binding; single-stranded DNA binding
Source: RefSeq, a predicted model, not a curated record
GGAAACCAAAUGGAACCAAACAUUUCCCGCGCGCUGUUACAUUGUCCCAUGUUCAGUAAAGCCAAAACAGCAAGCAAGUAAGAUGGCAAGCAUAAUUGAUGUCCCCAAACCUAGAAUAAACUGCUCCUUGCUGUCUCAGCACAUAAGCAGACCAGUGUGCUUCGUUGGACGGGUUGAGAAGGUCCACCCGACAGGAAAAACGUUCACUGUCUCGGAUGGAGAAGGAAAGGUUGCAACGGUUGAACUGAACGAACCCCUUGAGGAAGAGCUGAGCGGUGUCGUGGAAGUCAUCGGUAUGGUGUCCAACAAAGGAGCAAUAAUGGCCAACACAUACAACCUGCUAAGAGAGGACAAGGGCAUUCCUUUCGAUCUGGAGCUGUAUAAUGAGGCCCUGAAAGUCAUCCACGAUUUCCCCCAGCACUACCCUUUUGAAGUGGCAGCAAGCGGAUAAGACUCACCUCUAGAAAAUGUCGUGUUUUUUUUUGUUUUGUUUUUUUUUUGUUCACUAAAGUUGUCUUUGGUUUGUCCCAAUUGUUUGCUUCAUGUGGCCUGCUUUUGUUGUGAUUACAAUAGAUUUGUACAAAUGAAAAUCUUCAAUACCAAGUUAAUUUGUCAAUAAAAUGAAAACCUGUAAAGACCAAAUGAA